CAUUGCUCAAGAAUGCUGUUCUGCCAGCGUCACUGCUGCCAACACUGCUGCAUCCAGCUCUCCUGCUCCUGGUGUCAUGUGACCACCAUCAGCCAAUCCCAGCAGCUUCCUGCCCUUCAGAAACAUGUGCAGAUAAAUGAGCUGUACGACGUGCUUGUGAGCCCCCUUGUGGAAUAUUCUGUGUGGUUUAGGUCUAUACAUUGCACAGGAAGGAACAGUGCCAUAACUUUGGUGGAGCAGCCUCGAAGAAAGAUGUGAGAUGCUGAAUUGGUUCAUGUUAAAGAAAUUGUCAUAACUAUGGGGUAACACAGAGGAACUGGGGUGGCCUGGUGGCAUAGAGGUUGGACUGCUGCUUCACAGCUCCGGAGUCCUGGCUUCAAAUUCUAGUUUGAUGGCCACCUGUAUUGAAUUUGCACGUUUUCUCUGUGUGUUCAUCAGUUUUCCUGCACUUCUUAACUCAAAGAGAUGUUUUUUAGGCUGGCGGGACCCCACAGCACUAUCAUUAGAUUCAGGAUUUUGGGCAUGUAUUUAGCCACUAGGAGAAGAUCCAGGGCGGAUUGAAGGGAUUACAGUUCUGCUACUUGGAAGUGUCUUGGAAUUAAACAAAAAGAGCUGGUGAGCGCAGGAAGACCUAGUAAGUCAAGUUCAGCAUAUCCAAGAAAUCAGAGUAAAAUGAAUGAAUAACAAUACUUCAUGUUAUAUAGUGCCGUUCAGAAAGUGCGGCAUUACAUAGUCUCCCCAGCCUAACAAUUUGAACCUAACCGUAAAAGACCAUACUUCUUUAUUUAUUCAGUAUUUUACUUUUUCCUCAGUACCUAACUUCCUCACUGUGUGCACAUCAUUCUCAUUAGUUUUUACCUUCUUUUUAUUUCAGACCAAUACUGCUUAAUGUUCAUUGUCUGACAGUGAGUGAGUAUGGUUGUGCAAAUCUCCACCCCCAGAUCCCCUAGACAGGCUCAGUACCUCAUGUGCCUUCCUUUCUUCUGUCUCUGUCCUUACACAGCAGGCAGGAGCUGGCAGAGCCAGCAGUUCGUUUCCGCUCAGUAAAGUUUGGCCACACCCACAGUGACUGCUCUUCCAGUGACGGCUGAAAAACUUCCAGCGUGUGGCCUCCUGCAUCAACAGUGGGCGGGUCCUCCCAUUCAAGUGUCAGUCACAGAGCAGGCAGAGAGACUCUAUAAAGGUGGCCAGCUGACUGACUGUCCUGACACACAGGCAGAGCACGAGACAGAAGAGCACCAAAUUUACAAUCACACCGGCAGCAAAAAUGGGCAUCCUCCUGGCCAAAAUCUACCAGUCUCUCUAUGGUCUUCAAGCCAGAAUCCUGAUGCUGGGGUUGGACGCGGCAGGCAAGACUACUAUCUUGUACAAACUUAAACUGAAUGAGACAGUCUCCACCAUUCCAACCAUCGGCUUCAAUGUUGAGACAGUGGAGCCCAUCCGUGGUGUAUCCUUCACAGUGUGGGAUGUAGGAGGCCAGACUAGAAUUCGGCCACUGUGGAGACACUAUUUCACCAACACGCAGGGUCUGAUGUUUGUGGUGGAUAGCGCUGACCCCGAACGCUUUGCAGAGGCUCAGGAAGAGCUGCAGUGUGUCCUGGAGCAACAGGAAUUGAGAAGGGUGCCCCUCGUCAUUCUGGCCAACAAGCAGGACCUGCCAGGGGCCCGGCGGCCUGAUGAGCUUGUGGAGAAGAUGGGGCUGAGGAAGAUAAUGGAUCACGAGUGGCAUGUCCAGGGGUGUUGUGCGGUGAAUGGGGCCGGGAUCAUGGAGGCCGUACAGUACUUGACAGAUAUGAUCAAGAGAAACCAGAUGGACAGGCACUAAUAAUGGAAUUGGAGGUUCUACCCCCUGCUCAGGACUCCUUCAGGCUGGCUUUACAGAGUAUACUUAACGAACCUCAGGUACUUUGUCUCUUUUAUAAUCUGACUGUAUCUGAACUUUUAAAAAGCAAAGCAAUUAUAAUCCUGGAGACACCCUGUGCCCCCCCAAUGUGAUGAGCUACAUGGCUCAAGAACUGCAGAAAUGGGCACAAGAAUAGUGGGUACCUGAAGCUCUGUAUGAACAUUUAUGUUUUCAAUAUUUUGACUUUUUGGUUUUAUUUCUUAUCCUUACUACUAGUCUGACUAUGGGAUGUGAUUUUGUUAGAAUUUAAAAUUUGAAGUUUUGUGAAUUUCAGUUAAUAAAAAAUGCUGAUAUCAA
Messenger RNA from Erpetoichthys calabaricus (reedfish), 2200 nucleotides. RefSeq lists its product as uncharacterized. Gene Ontology annotation, molecular function: GTP binding; GTPase activity. Lineage: Eukaryota; Metazoa; Chordata; Cladistia; Polypteriformes; Polypteridae. Gene Ontology annotation, cellular component: cytoplasm. Gene Ontology annotation, biological process: vesicle-mediated transport; intracellular protein transport. The coding region runs from base 1268 to 1825 and encodes 185 amino acids. The transcript has a single exon. The record is from RefSeq and is a predicted model, not a curated record.